AAAAAAAAAUAGCAAUAUCUCUUUUUUUAGCCUUUCUUUUUCUCCAUUUUUAAUAAAAGAAUGUCAAGCAAAGCAUAUACAAAUGUCUUCUCUUUGGGUGAGCAAAAGCUUACAGCAGAACAGGACUUGGAUUAUGGUCAAAAAAUGGAAAGAGCCAUUGAUGUACAACUGAUUGAUACAAAUUUAUACAUGAGCAAAGAGUUACACUUACCUUUGGGCGCUCGUGGUGUAUUUGGUGGACAAAUUGUCGCUCAAGCAUUGAAAGCAGCUUGGGAUACUGUACCAGAUAACUUUUUUGUUCAUUCUCUACAUUCUUAUUUUAUAUUAGCAUGUAGUGUGGAAAGUCCUGUGAUUUAUGCCGUUCAGCGUAUCCGAGACGGUAGAUCAUUUUCUACUAGAAUUGUCAAGGCCACACAAAAAGGAAAAGCUAUAUUCACUUGUAUUUGCAGUUUUGCUAAACCAGAGGAAGGAUACGUCUUGAAUCAUCAGACCGAGAUGCCAGACGUUCCAAGUCCCGAGAAUUUGCCAACGGAUAUUGAAGUGUAUCGUAAUGCGUAUAGAAGCACACAUAAUCCACCAAGACGAUUUUUAAAAAGACUUGAAAAUAGAAUUAAAGACGCAGGUGUAAUGGAAUACGUUAAUGUGACAAUAGAUAGUACCGAGGAUGUCGUAUCUGGGAACACCAAACCACGUAGACGGGAUCAACGUUGGUUCAGAACACGCGGUAAACUAACGGACGACAUGAAAUUGCACGCUUGUAGUAUCGCUUUUGCAUCAGACGCGGCUUUCUUGAAUACAGCAGCAGUUGCGCAUGGCUUAACAUUUAGCUCCAAAGCGAUCGGUAUGAUGACCUCACUUGACCAUUCUAUUUGGUUCCAUGCGCCUGCCAGAGCUGAUGAUUGGCUACUCUAUGAUAAACAUAGCCCUCGGACGAAUGGCGGACGUGGAGUCGCGUUUGGACGUAUUUACAGUCGCGAUGGCACACUGGUCGUUACAACAGCUCAGGAAGGUGUUGUCAGGUUGUCAAAAGAGGAACAAGAGAAAAGGCUGAAGGAAGCUGAAAACGAAGUCAAGAGUAAACUAUAAUUGAAAUAAAGUACUUAUAGCAACCAUUCCAUGGUUUGUUAAAACUGAAUGACUAAUUAGAGUGCAUAUCUAUUGAAUUGACUUUGAUAAUAAAC
Molecule: messenger RNA, 1181 nt
Organism: Rhizopus microsporus ATCC 52813
Lineage: Eukaryota; Fungi; Mucoromycota; Mucoromycetes; Mucorales; Rhizopodaceae
Product: Thioesterase/thiol ester dehydrase-isomerase
Exons: 7
Coding region: 61-1086 (341 amino acids)
Biological process (GO): fatty acid catabolic process; acyl-CoA metabolic process
Cellular component (GO): peroxisomal matrix
Molecular function (GO): fatty acyl-CoA hydrolase activity
Source: RefSeq, a predicted model, not a curated record